This is a messenger RNA of Passer montanus (Eurasian tree sparrow), 11133 nucleotides long. It is a transcript of the gene MKLN1, whose product is annotated as muskelin 1. The record is from RefSeq and is a predicted model, not a curated record. Gene Ontology annotation, molecular function: protein binding. Gene Ontology annotation, cellular component: cytoplasm. The transcript has 18 exons. The coding region runs from base 31 to 2235 and encodes 734 amino acids. Lineage: Eukaryota; Metazoa; Chordata; Aves; Passeriformes; Passeridae.
GUCGCUGCCGGGGCCGCUGCUGACAACAAGAUGGCGGCGGCGGCGGGUCCGGCGGGCGCUGAGAGUCGCGUGUUGGGCUACAGCCUGCACCGCUGGAGCAGCUUCUCCUCCACCUACCUGCCCGAGAAUAUCUUGGUGGAUAGACCAAAUGAUCAGUCCUCAAGAUGGUCUUCAGAAAGCAAUUAUCCUCCCCAGUAUUUGAUUCUGAAGCUUGAAAGACCUGCCAUAGUCCAGAGCAUCACAUUUGGCAAAUAUGAAAAAACACAUGUCUGCAAUUUAAAGAAGUUUAAAGUCUUUGGUGGGAUGAAUGAGGAGAAUAUGACAGACCUCUUAUCCAGUGGCUUAAAGAAUGAUUAUAACAAAGAAACAUUCACCUUGAAGCAUAAAAUUGAUGAACAGAUGUUCCCCUGUCGAUUCAUUAAGAUAGUUCCACUCUUAUCGUGGGGACCUAGCUUCAAUUUUAGUAUCUGGUAUGUUGAACUAAAUGGCAUUGAUGAUCCAGAUGUGGUCCAGCCGUGCCUCAACUGGUACAGCAAGUACCGUGAACAGGAAGCCAUUCGCCUUUGCCUAAAGCAUUUUCGGCAGCACAACUACACCGAGGCUUUCGAGUCGCUGCAGAAGAAAACCAAGAUUGCUCUGGAGCACCCCAUGCUGACAGACCUGCACGACAAACUGGUGUUGAAGGGGGACUUCGAUGCUUGUGAAGAACUGAUAGAAAAAGCUGUGAAUGAUGGCUUGUUCAAUCAGUAUAUCAGUCAGCAAGAGUACAAACCUCGCUGGGGGCAGAUUAUCCCCAAAAGCACCAAAGGUGACGGGGAAGACAGUCGGCCAGGAAUGAGAGGGGGCCAUCAGAUGGUGAUAGAUGUGCAGACAGAAACUGUUUAUUUGUUUGGUGGCUGGGAUGGAACUCAGGAUCUGGCUGACUUCUGGGCAUAUAGUGUGAAGGAAAACCAGUGGACUUGUAUAUCCAGGGAUACCGAGAAAGAGAGCGGUCCCAGUGCCAGGUCCUGUCACAAGAUGUGCAUUGACAUCCAGCGGCGGCAGAUCUACACCCUGGGGCGGUACCUGGAUUCCUCCGUGAGGAACAGCAAGUCCCUGAAAAGCGACUUCUACCGCUACGACAUCGACACCAACACCUGGAUGCUGCUGAGCGAGGACACUGCAGCAGAUGGAGGCCCAAAGCUGGUGUUUGAUCAUCAGAUGUGCAUGGAUUCUGAGAAACACAUGAUCUACACCUUCGGAGGCCGAAUCCUGACCUGCAAUGGCAGUGUGGACGACAGCAGAGCCAGUGAGCCCCAGUUCAGUGGCUUGUUUGCUUUUGACUGUCAGUGCCAGACGUGGAAACUUCUGAGGGAGGAUUCCUGCAACGCCGGACCCGAGGAUAUCCAGUCCCGGAUAGGACACUGCAUGUUGUUCCAUUCUAAAAAUCGCUGUUUAUAUGUAUUUGGUGGCCAGAGAUCAAAGACUUACUUGAACGACUUCUUCAGUUACGAUGUGGACAGCGACCACGUGGACAUUAUCUCAGAUGGCACAAAGAAAGAUUCAGGGAUGGUUCCAAUGACAGGUUUCACUCAAAGGGCCACCAUUGAUCCUGAGCUGAAUGAAAUCCACGUCUUGUCAGGGCUCAGUAAAGACAAGGAGAAGCGGGAAGAGAACGUGAGGAAUUCUUUCUGGAUUUAUGACAUUGUGAGGAACAGCUGGUCUUGUGUCUAUAAGAAUGACCAAGCAGCAAAAGAGAAUCCAGGUAAAAGCCUUCAGGAAGAGGAGCCCUGCCCAAGGUUUGCCCAUCAGCUGGUGUACGAUGAGUUGCACAAGGUUCAUUACUUAUUUGGAGGGAAUCCUGGUAAAUCCUGCUCUCCAAAGAUGAGAUUAGAUGAUUUCUGGUCUCUGAAGCUCUGUCGACCUUCAAAGGAAUACCUGCUAAGACACUGCAAAUACCUCAUCAGAAAGCACAGGUUUGAAGAGAAAGCUCAGACUGACCCUCUUAGUGCACUGAAGUACCUGCAGAAUGAUUUAUAUGUAACCGUGGAUCACUCAGACCCUGAGGAGACAAAGGAGUUUCAGCUUCUUGCCUCAGCAUUAUUUAAGUCUGGCUCGGAUUUCACGACUCUCGGAUUUUCAGACGUUGACCACACGUAUGCCCAGAGAACUCAGCUGUUUGACACGUUAGUCAACUUCUUCCCAGACAACAUGACCCCUCCUAAAGGCAACCUGGUGGACCUCAUCACGCUGUAACGGAGCAAUCACUGGACACAUGGAAGAGGGGAAAAGCAUCCAUUUUCAGUAUUUUAAUUUUUUUACUGCAUUGAUUGACUGCUGGGAUGAAGUUAAUAUAGUGACCCCUAGGUGUUUGAAAGGGGUUUUAUACUUGUAUGGUGAAUCCCUGGAGCUUUUCCCUUGGAGUAGGUUAAUAAAAUGUAACUGACGUACUUCUGACUAAAUAUAUAUAUUUUUUCUGACUUUGGAUUUUGAGUUAGCAAAUGUAAGAUGAAAAGGUGGGGGAAAAAGAAGAAGAAAUAAUAAAACCCAGUCAUGCAGUGAUCUUUUUGCCUAUGGGGGAAAAUUUGAGAUUUGUGAGUUGUCUGGGAUUAAAGAUGAUGGGUUUUAUUUUGCAUUUCCUGAGGAAGAGGGGGAAGAGGGUUUUCUUUCCUCAUUUGUAACUAGUCAUGAUAUAUUGCUUUAUCCUACAACUUUAUUCUCAGCAGCUGAAUAACUUGUUGGCUGGACACUGGCAGGUGUUGAGAUGAUGUAAUUUAUGUCCUGAGUCUUGUACUCACGCUGUGUCGCGGGAAGGCGAGCGUGCGUUCCGAACCGUCUGUCUCCCCUUCCCAGAGUUGUGCUGAGAGUCAUGUCUAAUUGCUUCUGAGACUCCAACUAAACUGAUGACCUACAUCCCUGUCUCCUGUUCUCUGGAGCCUUCCACUUAAACCUGGCAGGCAAGAGGGAACCUGAGAUACAGCUGGAAAACAGGAGUGUGGUCACCGCCCACAUGGGCCCCUUUUCAGGGACUGAUCUCUUUGCUGCUGUGCUCAUCCACUGAGAAGCCCUGUGGGUCCUCAGACAGCCUGGCAGAACUGGGUCUUCCACCACACACAUCCCCAACCUCUGCAAACCUGACCCCAGUUUGGGUGUAGGAUUUCUGAAGCAGAUUCUCUUCGUUUCUGUGUGCAUUUGUCCAUGUGUACAUGUACAGGGUGCUGCUCCCAACAGCUUGUCUCCUUCCUGUGCAAGUGCAGCUCCCUUGUCAAUGCAUUUUAGACCUAGAUCUGAAUGUGAGGGAGGCCUUCCUAGCAUAAAUCUCUGAAAAUGAGCUGAUGCAUAUGUAUAGAAAAUGUAUUCUUCCUUUUGCUGAAAGCCUUCUUUAUAAACACUGUAAGGGCUUGGUGCUGCACUGUGAGGUUGAAUGAAGGACAUGCAUAGCCAGCAUUAGAAACUCUGCAUUCAGUGUCCGUCAGCAUUCAGUACACACUGGCAGAUGUAAAUAUUUAUAUGAAACUGCAAAACUUUCUGUCCAGCAGUGUUCAUGCCAGUCAGGUAUCGUUGCUGCACCCACUGUGGCUCCUGUUGAACUUGGUGGAAGUCCUGUGUGUGCAAAGAUGAUUUGGACUCUUGAAAUAAAGAGUUAGUCAAGUGUCUUUUUCAGAGCUCGAGUGUCUGCUUGCUUUGAUUGUAUUGCCUCUUUAUCAUGUUCUUUGUGUAACUUUUGUAGUCCUGGUGCAUUAGAAAUAAAUUUCAAAACCUCAUACUAGUGUUUAAUCACUUAGAAAGGAACAGUAUGUCAGAGGCCAGGCUUGUCUUCAGGGAGGACUGUACAAAUGAAGUGUUUUUAACCUGUCACUUGAGACUGUUCAGACACUGUGCACUUCAGUGGAUGGCAAAUCAGAUGUCUGCAGAAGAAUCCACUCGGUGUGGGAAAUGAAAUCUGAUGAAAUUGUUCCUUUGGAACGUGGCAGGUUUUUUUCCUGUUGACACAAAGUUUUACAUCACUGCUGGGCUUUGUGGUUUGCUACCUGUGCUGACUUUGUUAACUAACGUAGAGUUUAUGCAGUGCAAAUGUAGAUACUGGGGGAAUAUUCCAGCUGAGCUGUUGCUUCCAUUGAGAUUGAAAUGAGCACUUUUAAUGCAACCAGCCAGAAUUCUGCAACAUUUUAGUACUUAAAUUUAGUGCUGCUGUGCUCCUUUACCACUUAUCUCAUUGCUUGUGUAUCCUCAGCUUCAGUCAGAUGAUUAAAUACUCUUUAUGACAGUUCUCUAAUUAACCAAGCUCUUCAUAAACUGUUGUGUGUCCGCCUUGGAUGGCUGAAAGAACCCAAAAGGUACACCAGGAGAAGCCCUGGUGAGCAGGCAGGGGAAGUUCAGGAACGGCCAGAGCUGUGAGUGGCGUUGCUGGUGAGCAGUGCAUCGUGUCAGGUCUGAUUUGUGUGACAGGAAUUCGAUCCAAACUCGUUGUCCUCUGCGCCGGGGGUGCGCGCGGAGCCCGGCAGCCUCGGCUGUGUGUUCUGUAGCAUCGUGCAAAUCAAUGAUUCCUUUGAGCCAGGGGAACGUGGCUUCUGCAGGACUGACAGUCCCAGCUAACGAGAGCACUUCAGGAUGAUCAAAUAUUGACCUGCCUUUGUCCCGAGCGGAUCGAUGCCGCUCGCACCAGCACAGUUCAUGGAUUACAGCUGGUGAUUAACCAGCAGAAACUUCCCUCAGCUCUGUGGUAUUUGUUGUGCAGCAGAGGCACCGUGUGGCCAGAGAGGUUAAUCCAAAGGGAAGGCUUCUUGUGGCUUUGCCAAGGAUCUUUCCUUCUUUUUGUCCUUAAAGCUAGGAGUCAAAUGAUCUCUUUGCAUUGAUGUAUGCUACAUUACCUGCUUUAAAUUCUAACCAAAAGUUCUGAGCAGUGAAGUAUAAAUUUCCUUUUAAAAUCAGCCACUUGUUGUCAGGCAGUGAAACAAGUAGUCUGAAUUUCAUUGCAUGCUGAUCUUUAAAGACACUGAUGAUAUUCCAGGGAAGCAUCUGAUGUGCUCAUUACAGAAAACCUAAAAUACAAACAGUAAAGAAACCCACUGGAUCAGAAAACAGCCACCUGAAAACGUUUCACAGCCCAGUGCAUGCGAGGUUAUAAAUAUCCAAGCUGUGCGUGAGAAGUCUUCAAACCUCACCAUCAUUGCUUGUAGGCUGUGUCUGAGGCUGCUUUUUAGCUUAGACAAGACAAACAUACUCUAUUUGCCUUUACUUUAGAUUAUAAGGUGACUUCGUGUAUGAACUUGACACCACAUAAUCUUUGCACUACAGUCAGUAGUUCUAUCUGUAAAUUCUGUGUUAACCUGUAAAUAAGGUAUUGCAAAGGAAAGCAUCGUUCCUUGUCAGAGAGGGACUCAUUAUCAUGUUUUGGGUCUUUAAAGCCAAAGUUACAAGGUUCUGGUAUGUCUUUUAAAGCUAGAGGAAGUCAGGGUGGGGUAAACUUGACACAGACAUCCAGACUUCACUCUUGAUUUAGCUUUUUACAAAAUAUCCUUUGAAAUCCCUAUGUUUGAUUCUUCACUGACUCUGACCCUUAAAAUACCCUUUAGUGGAUCAUCUCCUUGGAAAAUGAAAUUAUUCUUUAUGUUUUUCCUAUCAAGUGAUGCAUUUUCUUCGAGAAAUAGAGCCCUUCAGAAUUAAUUUCUUUGGUCACUUGGAUUAGGUAGAAUUAAGUGAGUUUGUUAAUGUUCGUCUUACACAACCCCUCAUAGUAGGCAUGAGGUAGAACUUGUUAAGAGUUCUCCCAAAAUUACUUCUCCAAGCAUGUUCUGCUCUUGCAGUGUGACCCAAAAUGUUGUCAUGUGGCAGAAGGACUUUGUUACAUGUUGUUAAAUGAGAUUGUAACCACUUUAGCCACCUUUUUGCCUCUUUUCUUUUGAGGAUCCCAUUAGUUAGUAUUGGUCCUGGGAAGGCCUCAAGGGUGAUGCAAAAUGUUCAUUGAAAUUAAUUGUAGUUGUUAUCUUCUGACUCUUUAUAUUUGUGAUGUGUUUAUUCUUAUAAUCUCUUCCUUUUGCUGAGCAUAAUGAGGAAGGAGAACUUUGUCUUGGAAAAGUUCAGUUUGCCUUUUCCCUGGGUGGCAUCUUGCAUGGGUAGUUAAGGUGGUUGUACCCAGUUGUGUAAAUAAAUCUCUGGAAUUUGGAUUUUGUUUGCCUGGGCACCUGGCUCUGGGUGUACACGCUGGCUCAGGGAUCAUGCUGGAGCUUCCUACCAGAACUUCUGUUAGCAGAGUUUUAUUUUGGAAAAUCAGUCUGGGAACGCUCAGUAGGAAAAGCUUUUCUAAGGCAUUGUCUUGUGUAGUGGCAACUGGAGUGAAAUUAGAAAUUUUCCUAAAGAGCAUAGAAAAGCUUCCCUUUGUGGAGUAACAAAGUUAAAUGAAAUAGCUGAAACAUUUUGGUCAUUGAUUAUAAUUACCCAGCCUGAAAAUGGAAUGAUUAAUGAUUACAGUUUAAAGAUUGAGGAGGCAGUAAUCAAAUUAACUGGACCCACCUAUUUGCAGGAGGGUGGCAGAGAUGUAAGGCUGGUGGGCAGGGAUUGCCAUGGCUCAUCUGUGUGUUUCUUUAAUUGGCAGCCACAAGUGUCCAGGGCUCCGUGAGCUAUUCCUUCUUCCAGAAGAAACUCCUUCCAAAGCCGAGUAAUGACUCUGGAAGAGUGUUUUCCACAGGGCUUUGUGGAACAGCUGUUGGCAGAACCAUUUCCCUGAUGUGUGCAGAUUUUUUGAAGGGAGUUUUCUCUGUCCCAGAGUUUUGUGCUGACCUGGCCGUGCUGUGCCAGCCUGUGCUGGUGAGUGAUGGGUUCAGAGCAGAGUCCUGAGGAAUGCUUCAAACUUGUUUGCUGCUCUUACUGUGAGGAAGAUGAGCAUUAAUGCUGCUUGUGUCAAAUGCAGGAGGGUGUUAGGUACCUGCAACACAAAUACUAUCAGCUCUCUUGCUGCCUCCUGCAUUUCAGAAUCAAGAAAUAAAUACUUUUGUAGAGCUUAUUGAGUGAACUUUAAGUUUGAAUGACUUGUGUACAACCUCCAUCUCUGUACAGGCAGUCAUUCUGCUGAUGUAAUGCUGUGCCACUUCUGGGGAAAAUGGCAAAAAUUGGUAGAUACGUUUCCAUUUGGUCCCUUUGUUUUUAAAAGUGGAAAAAUGUCUUGUGAAACUUUGACGUCCCCGUGUAUGCUUUGAAUUUUAGCUUAUUAGUUGGCUCAGAGUUAAGGAAUGUUUGGCUAUUGUCAAGUGAUGUCCUGCUAGUAAAAGCAGUUCAUGUAUGUCUCUGGAAGUGCGUGUGUUGUUUUAUAGCUGUAUUUAUUUCAGAAACAGAGGUGGGCCCAGUUGAAAAAUUAAAAUUAUUGGUGUUUUCAUUUAGGGGGAAGAUUAUAGAAACUCUGAGCUUGGCCUAUUUUAAUAAGUACAUGUGUUAAUUUGCAGAUGGGUCUUAUUUUGUGAGAGGAGAAUUUAAGAACAGCUAUAUGACUUGUUCUUGCUAUAGAUUGCUAGUGGUAUAUAAGCUGUAAAUAUUGUUGAAAUGUAAAUGUGCUGUCAGAAGCUUGUUAGUGUAUCUAAAUGCCUGUGGGAAUGGGAGACCCAAUCAUAUCCUGUCAUGGAAAAGGUUAUUUUGGAGAUUAUUCAAGUUGUGGUAAUGACUUAGGCAAAAUCCCUCUUUUACUGAAAGUUUCUAGUAUAAUGAAAAGUUGGAGUGGAGAAUGUAGGUUAAUUGUACUGUACUGGAACCAGGAUAAGAGUCCAUGGCUCAGCACUUGGAUAAAUUGACUCCAGAUGUUUUUGUCCAUAGGCGAUGGAUCCAAACACGAUUUUGGAGUGGAAGCCAGUUAAUGACCUGCUUAUUGCUGCUGGAGAGUCCUACAGGAGAGCCUCAUGGGGAUGCCAGCAGGAAUCCCUUUGGCAUUCAGGGCAGAGGUCACAGAGCUGGCUGGAGUUUGGGAUUGUCCAUGUGUGCUUUGGUUGUAUCCUAAACCUCUGAGGAGGGUUUGUGGGCUGUGUCUAAUUCCAGCUGUGUGGGUUGUGUGUAAUUCCAGCUGUGUGGCUGAGGUGUGGAGCUCUGCAGAGCAGCACCUUCCCCAAGCACAGAUUCUGAGGAUAACACAUUGCUGCUGUCUGCUUUGCUUUCAUGGGCUUGGUUUGAUAAGGGUGAACUCCAGAUAUUGCUGUGACCCAAAUUCAGCACUCUGCUUCCAGUGGAGCUGCUGUCAGUGCAUCACCUUGGUACCCUGAAAUCUUAAUUUAUACUUGGUGCAGACACAGCUCCACGUUGCCUUGGCUUCCAGCUGUUUGCUGUAAGUCAGCACAGCUUUUACUGAUGACCUGGAGAGUGUGAGGGCUGUCAGAACUCACUCCAGCUCCAGUGUGGAAUCACAGUUCAUUCCUGGAAACAGGGAUGUGAGUGAACAGCUUAAAACUGGCUCUGGCAGGUUGGAUUUUUGGGUUUGCUACUAAUUUUGAAAGGAAAGUCUUAUCACUAGCAGGUGUGAUGGUUAAAGCAUGACCCCUUGGUUAUUCCCCCAUUUAUUCUGAAUUUUCUUUCUCUGUGUGGCUAUUCAUUCCUAUUAAAAUGCUUCAGACUUCCCUGAGUUUAAUGGGUACCUAUGGAGGAAUUAAAGGUUACAGCUGUGUAGUGGGUAUUGAGGCAUCAGUUUCUCCACAUCAUACUCCAUUUGUUUCCUUUGCAAAACUCCUGCUACCUCUGGAAGAGUCAGGAAGGAUCCUUGUGAUUUAUAUUGUUCUUUCCAGGGCUGUUUCUCAUCCUGAGUGAGGACAGGGAAGCCUGGAAGAUGAUUUCCCACUGCAGCACACACUUAGUUACUUGUGCCCUUCCAUGGCCUCACAUUCACUGCUGUGAUGCUCCUUCCCUCCCAUCUCAGGGUUUAUCUUGUGUGGUCCCAAGAAGAAAAAGGUGAUGUUAAGUUGUCCUUAAGUUGUCCUAUGUUCCUUUACCUGCUCUACUCAUCCCAAAACUUUCAUGGGUGUUUGGUUUAUUUCUGCAGCGUAGCAGGGCAGAGGGAAAUGAGAAGAGAAAUAAUCUUGGGGUUAAUACAGGGGUGCUGAUGUGAGUAGGUGUGUAAGGUGUGGUCUGUCUUUGUGGAAGGGCUUUGAAAGACUUUCCUAGCAGUAGCUUUGCUAUUUAGAGCUGAUUUUAUAAUGUGAGCUGGAUCUCUGGCUCUUUUUCAGAGAGAAGUGAUGCAAUAUCAGGAACUUCUAGUCCUGGAGCUUCACCUGAAGCUUCUGCCCCUUUCCACCCCAGACACCAGAGAGAAUAAUACAAAUUCUAUUCUCUCCACAGCAGUUGUGAGGAAGCCAGUUGUGCUUAACCCUGCUCAAACAGACCUGAGGUGGUGCAGCCCCAUUGGCUUUUGGAUCAGGUCUGAAUGCCCUAAGGGAUUGUUAAAACCUAAAAAUGUUUUGAGUUUUCUGAUGAAAUCUGCCAGUUCGAUUAAAGGAAAUCAGGUGCUUUUUAAUUAAUAUGAUGGUGGGGAGGCUAGACCAUAACAGUGGCUCUAGUGGUUGCAGUUAUCUCCACAUCCCAAAUAGCAAUGGAUAGGUUUUACUCCCCAGUGAUAGGAAAAUAUACUUUAAAUAUCCUGACUUAGUAACCAAGGGAUUCAAUCAAUUACUCAGUGUUUCACUAAAUAGAGAAGUGCUGCGGUGUGUGAAUAGGGUCUGUUCAUUAAAAAAGCCACUUCAAGGCUGAAAAGUGAUUUUUUUUGUUUUUGAGGUUUUGACAAAAACUCAGCUCUUAAAAGGGGAAAAUGGAGGAGAACUACUGUGCUGCUGACUUGUUUUCCCCUCCUGUCUGCUGUGGUCAUCGGGAAUGCAAACUAGCAGUGGAGGGUGAAUAUUGCCUUCAUCUCUCCCUCCUCAUUCCUGUCCCGCCUGUUGAUGUUUUGAUGUGCAAAACACUCUUCACUUCAGAAGCUGCUGUGCAGGGUAGUGGAAAGGAAAACAAACCCCUCGUUAUUAGUAGCUGUUGCCAUUUGCUAAAGCUGUAUUUUCUGCUGCCUUCCAGCACUCCCUCCUCCACAGCAGGAAAUGAGGGGGUGCUGGGGAGACCAUGAGCCAGAAAAAAAGGCUUAAUUACACAAACAAAUGUGUUCAUGGGAGUCUUGCAAGUUGGAGGCCCCGAACCACGCAGACCACUUUGCCGAGGGACAGAAAUUGAAAGUCUGUGGGCUCAUUCCCAGUUAAUUGGAGGUGACAUUCCCGUCCUUGUGGGCUGGUGGUGUUGUACAUGUCGUGCAUUCAGAUGCUGAGGUGCAGCGUGUCUCAUUUUGGGAGUAUUGAGCCUCGUUAAAUGUUUGCCCUUUGAAACUGCUGCAGUUGCCCCUCUUAGGGGAGUUGGUGGCGUGGACAGGACCUUGGUGGCUUGGGGUCAAACACCAGUGAGCUGGCUGGGCACCAUCACCUGAUUGGGGUGGGGUUUUGAGCUGUUUGUUGAGCUGUUGCCUCUGCUCUGAUGGUAUCACUGUAGUGUGUGAUGGUUUGUUUGUCUGGACCUUCAGUGUUCAUUAUCUUGUCUUCUACACCGCAGUGUGGUCUCCAAAAGCUGGUUUUCCUUUCUUAGUGCUGGACGUGUGAGUGUCCACCCCCUGUCCACAGUUUGGCCUCUCUGUUCUGUUUUGGCACUCAGCUUGAAUCGUUUGCACCUCCCCAGCAAUCCUGCAGGCUCUGGUGUCCGUCUGGAUUCCCUUUGGUGUCUGUCCUGCAGUUGUUGUCUGGGACACCUGAGCACAGGAGAGCUGAGCUGAGAGGUGUGGACAGCCCUGGGCUGGAAAGAAGCAUCUGUGGGGUGAUGAAAGCUGUGAACUGCUCAUGUGUUUUAUUAGGCAGGUCAGAUAUUGACUGCUCCUGUGCUGAGCCCAUGGUGGUUACAGGCAUCUUCCCUGGACUCUGGUGAUUCCCCUUCCCACCCUUUUCUUUACGGAUGAUCUUUGUUCAGCCUGGAGUGUUAAUUUUCUUCCUUGGCAUAAAUCAUCUUUGAUGAUUUCUGGGUUGGUGUGUGAGCCCCAUGCUGUACAUAAAUGAAUGAGUGACACGAGGAAUAUCUACAAAUGUAGUUAUGUUGUAUGUAAUGUACAUAAGGAGAGAAUGUAUUUUGUUCAUUUUUUUCUUAAUAAAAAUGUAUAUGCUA